Molecule: messenger RNA, 396 nt
Organism: Thermochaetoides thermophila DSM 1495
Lineage: Eukaryota; Fungi; Ascomycota; Sordariomycetes; Sordariales; Chaetomiaceae
Exons: 3
Coding region: 1-396 (131 amino acids)
Biological process (GO): carbohydrate metabolic process
Cellular component (GO): extracellular region
Molecular function (GO): cellulose binding
Source: RefSeq, a predicted model, not a curated record
AUGGCAAAGUUGUUCUUCCCUCUUGCGUCAUGGCUGGGUGCUUCAUAUGCCCUGCCCCAAUGGCCUCCUAAUCCACCUGUGAGCCAGCCUACGCAGACACUUUGGGGACAAUGCGGCGGUGUUACAUACGAAGGCCCGACACUAUGCCCUAACAAUGCAUACUGCUACAACGACGGGAACAUCUGGUACUCCCAGUGCAUCCCCAUCGAAACAACUCAGAACCAGCCCCCAGCCACAGUACGCACUAUCACGACCAUCUUCAGUGUGGGUGGGCCGACGCCGACUGUCGUCUCGACGCGUAUUACUUACUAUCAGCCGCCGACACCAACGACGCUGCCUGUUGUGACCGUGACGCUGGUGCCGGAUGAGCCUUGUAAUGUUGGGUAUUUGUGCUAG